GGAGGGGGAUGAUGGCGGCCACGUUCUUCGGUGAGGUGGUUAAGGCGCCAUGCCGAACCAGGACGGAGGACGAGGAGGAAGAAGACGAGGAGAGAACGGAGACGCCCGAAGACAGGGAGGUCCGGCGGCAGUUGGCACGGAAGAGGGAGGUGCGGCUCCAUCGAAGACAAACAAAAACAUCCUUGGAAGUCUCUCUGCUGGAAAAAUAUCCUUGCUCCAGGUUUAUCCUUGCGGUGGGAAAUAAUGCAGUAGCAUUUUUGUCAUCAUUUGUCAUGAAUUCGGGAGCCUGGGAAGAAGUUGGCUGUGCUAAACUCUGGAAUGAGUGGUGUAGAACAACAGGCACUGCACAUCUCUCCCCCUCAGAGGCUUUCUGUGUGUUUUAUCACCUGAAAUCAAACCCCUCGGUUUUCCUUUGUCAGUGCAGUUGCUACGUGGCUGAGGACCAGCAGUACCAGUGGCUGGAGAAGGUGUUUGGCUCUUGCCCGAAGAAGAACAUGGAAGUCACUGUCCUCACGAGUCGGCACGUCACCGACUAUAAGGCCUCGGAGUCUCCCAGCAGCCUCCGCUGUCCCUUCCUGAGGGCCCUGAAGACGCAGGCGCUCAAGGAGCCCCCGUGCUGCCCGCUGCUGGAGCAGCCGAACAUCGUGCACGACCUCCCUGCGGCAGUUUUGAGUUACUGUCAAGUGUGGAAGCUCCCUGCCGUCCUGUACCUGUGUUACACGGACGUGAUGAAGUUAGACCUGGUCACGAUGGAAGCUUUUAAGCCCGUACUUUCUUCCCGAAGCUUCAAAGGUUUGGUUAAGAACAUUCCCCAGAGCACGGAGAUCCUGAAGGGACUGGUGACGUCAGACGAGAUCCAGAGUAACAUUUACACGUGACCCCAGACACGUGACCCCACCGGUGUCACCUGUCCCUUCCUUGGGGCCAGCUGCACUGUUCCAUUAGGUUCCUUUUCCUCCAGGGGGCGUUUGGAGGGUGUUAAUAACAGAAUAAAUUGAUAUUAAAGUCA
Phyllostomus hastatus (greater spear-nosed bat) is the source of this 1009-nucleotide messenger RNA. It is a transcript of the gene PSMG1, whose product is annotated as proteasome assembly chaperone 1. Lineage: Eukaryota; Metazoa; Chordata; Mammalia; Chiroptera; Phyllostomidae. The coding region runs from base 9 to 878 and encodes 289 amino acids. The record is from RefSeq and is a predicted model, not a curated record. Gene Ontology annotation, biological process: proteasome core complex assembly. Gene Ontology annotation, cellular component: endoplasmic reticulum. The transcript has 7 exons. Gene Ontology annotation, molecular function: proteasome binding.